ACAUGGCCGACAGUAAUUAUGUCAUAAAUGAGAAGAUUGUGCCCGGGUGGUUAUUGAACUCCCAGUCCGUUAAUAUAUAACAACGUCCAGAGAGCCGUUCGUAUGAAGGCUCUAGGACCCAGCAGUGAAGCAGAGGGUAGUAAGCGUACAAAGCACUAGUAUCUGUACUAAACUCCUGACAGUCAUGGAGCUGCCUUCCUUCCUCAGCCACCCAGUGUGGUUUGUGUGUUCUGUGGUCCUAGCUGUGGUGCUGCGUAUGCAGAGGAAGGGUAACUGGGAGGCCCGCAAGUGCCGCGCCAACCUGACCGGGAAAACCGCCAUUGUGACCGGAGCCAACACUGGUAUUGGUAAACAUGUGGCCUUGGACCUUGCCAGGAGGAAUGCCCGUGUGAUCCUGGCAUGUCGUAGCCGUGAGCGAGGAGAGAAAGCACUGGCUGAGAUCAAGAACCAGACCGGAAACAAGAAUGUCAUCCUCAGCAUUCUGGAUACCAGCAGCAUUGCGUCUGUCCGAGCCUUCGCUGAAAGGAUCCUGAAGGAAGAGAAGAGACUGGAUAUCCUGGUCAAUAAUGCUGGGGCCUCCGGACUGCCCCAUGGCUUGACUCCUGAGGGACUGGAGGUCACAUUCGCCACAAACCACCUGGGCCCUUUUCUGCUCACUCACCUGCUGCUGGACCUCCUGAAGCGAACAGCCCCGAGCCGCAUUGUCAUCCUGUCAUCAUUCAUGCACGGACAAGGUAACAUCGACACCAGCAACAUAUGGGGCAAGAACCUGGAGAAGAACAAGCUGAACGACACCUACAACUGCACCAAGCUGAUGAACACCAUCUGGGCCAAGGAUCUGGCCACCAAGCUGAAGGGCACCGGAGUGACGGUGAACAGUGUGAACCCCGGGAUCGUCGUGACUGAGGCCAUGAGGAACUACAGCUUCAUAUUACGAUUCAUCUUCAAUCUGGUCGGAUUCUUCUUCUUUAAGACCGCUGAAGAGGGGGCCGCCAGCGCCAUUUAUUGCUCUGUAUCAGAGGAGGCCGAGGGGCUGACAGGAAAGUUCGUGGACAGUGACUGCACUAUUGUGCUGCCCUCCGAGAAGACGCGGGAUCCGGCUGUCAACAAGAAGCUAUGGGAGGCGUGCGAAUCGGCAACUAACCUCAACGCUUAUCAAGGAAAACUAUCAAAGUCUCGCUGAACAAGACGUGAAGA
Messenger RNA from Hyla sarda, 1197 nucleotides. RefSeq names its product retinol dehydrogenase 11-like. Bases 185 to 1183 code for a protein of 332 amino acids. Lineage: Eukaryota; Metazoa; Chordata; Amphibia; Anura; Hylidae. The record is from RefSeq and is a predicted model, not a curated record. The transcript is spliced from 6 exons.